AAGGACUUGGUGACCAGGGGAGACUCCCUACACCAGAAGGACUUGGUGACCAGGGGGGACUCGGUGCCCCGGAGGGACUCCCUGCCCCAGAAGGACUCGCCGCCGACGCUCAGCUCUUUUCGGGUCCCCCCAAGGGUGACCCCCCACCCUGCCACCGAGCCCGUGCGCCCCUCGCACUCCCUGGAUGACCUGGCACGGGUGACGCCGGCACCGCGCGGUGCCACCGCCACGGGGGCACAUGGGGACCCCCCAGGACACCCCCACCCGCUCGGCAAGAGCCGCUCCGAGACCCUCUACGCCCCCGGCAAGGACAGGGAUGUGGCGCGGAGGCGGUCGGGGUCUGGCCACACGGCUCAGGCACGCAAGGAGCCAGCAGAACCACCUGCCCCCGUCUACCUCAACAUCCAGGAGCUGCAGGAAGAAGCCGCAGCCACCAGCUCGGCCCCGGGGGAGACCAGCAGCUCGGUGUUGGACUGGGAAACCCACACGGACACGGACAGUGGACAUUUGUUUUAUUAUAACCCGGUGACGGGUGAGACCACGUGGGACUGUCCCUUUGGGCAGGCAGAAGAUGGAGUGAGACGUCGUGGGACCCUCCCCAUGCAGGAGACGGCAGCAGCUCCCAGGAUAUGUACCCUGGGGUGACGCGGUACGGUCCCAUGGAGCAGAGG
Calidris pugnax (ruff) is the source of this 671-nucleotide messenger RNA. RefSeq names its product rho GTPase-activating protein 27-like. Gene Ontology annotation, molecular function: protein binding. The annotation marks the transcript as partial. NCBI's taxonomy places the organism in Eukaryota, Metazoa, Chordata, Aves, Charadriiformes, Scolopacidae. The transcript is spliced from 3 exons. The record is from RefSeq and is a predicted model, not a curated record.